Molecule: messenger RNA, 2882 nt
Organism: Rhineura floridana
Lineage: Eukaryota; Metazoa; Chordata; Lepidosauria; Squamata; Rhineuridae
Gene: IFT56
Product: intraflagellar transport 56
Exons: 18
Coding region: 108-1772 (554 amino acids)
Biological process (GO): intraciliary transport involved in cilium assembly; intraciliary anterograde transport
Cellular component (GO): ciliary basal body; ciliary base; intraciliary transport particle B
Molecular function (GO): intraciliary transport particle B binding; protein binding
Source: RefSeq, a predicted model, not a curated record
UAACUACCUCCCGCCCGCCCGGUUGCCAGGGUAACGGAGUCCUUGGUGAGGCAAAGAGAAAGCAGCGGCGGUGGUAGUAGUAGUUGUGGGUUAGGCCUGCGGGCAAAAUGAUGCUCUCGCGGCUCAAGCCCGCCGUCGGGGGCGGCCCUCAGUCUGCCGACAAGCGCAGAAAGAAAGGCAAGCGAAUCCCGCAGCUGGAGGAGCUGCUGACCCAGAGAGACUUCACUGGAGCUAUCGCCCUAUUGGAGUUUAAGCGUCAUGUUGGGGAACAAGAUGAAGAUGCGGACCUCUGGAUUGGAUAUUGUGCUUUCCAUCUGGGUGACUACAAGAGAGCACUGGAGGAGUAUGAAGACUUGACCAAGCAAUCUGGCUGCAACCCUGAUGUUUGGGUGAAUCUAGCAUGUACUUACUUCUUCUUAGGAAUGUAUACACAAGCUGAACAGGCAGCCUUGAAAGCUCCUAAAAGUAGACUUCAGAAUCGCCUGUUGUUCCAUCUAGCACACAAGUUUGGUGAUGAGAAGAAACUAAUGAGCUUUCACCAGAAUCUGCAGGAUAUAACAGAAGAUCAGCUUAGCCUAGCAUCUAUCCACUAUAUGCGGUCUCACUACCAAGAGGCUAUUGAUAUCUACAAACGCAUACUUCUUGAUAACAGGGAAUAUCUGGCCCUCAAUGUGUAUGUGGCCUUGUGCUACUACAAACUGGAUUAUUAUGAUGUGUCACAAGAAGUGCUAGCUGUUUACCUUCAACAAGUUCCUGAUAGUACCAUCGCUCUUAACUUAAAGGCUUGUAAUCAUUUCCGACUCUACAAUGGGAAGGCUGCAGAGGCAGAGCUUAAGAGUUUGAUGGACAGUGCCUCAACAUCAUUUGAGUUUGCUAAGGAACUCAUUAAACACAAUUUGGUGGUAUUCCGAGGAGGGGAAGGGUCUCUCCAAGUACUUCCUCCCCUGGUUGAUGUCAUUCCUGAAGCUAGAUUGAAUUUAGUAAUUUACUACCUCCGGCAAGAUGAUGUGCAGGAAGCUUACAAUCUGAUUAAAGAUCUGGAACCUACAACCCCACAGGAGUAUAUCCUCAAAGGAGUGGUAAAUGCAGUUCUUGGGCAGGAAAUGGGCUCAAGAGACCACUUGAAAAUUGCUCAGCAGUUCUUUCAGCUGGUGGGUGGAUCUGCCAGUGAAUGUGAUACAAUCCCUGGGAGACAGUGUAUGGCAUCUUGCUUCUUUCUGCUCAGACAGUUUGAUGAUGUCCUUAUUUACCUCAAUUCGGUGAAGAGUUACUUCUACAAUGAUGACACUUUUAACUUUAACUAUGCCCAAGCGAAAGCUGCUACUGGUAAUACCGGUGAGGCUGAGGAGGUGUUCCUCUUGAUUCAAAAUGAGAAGAUAAAGAAUGAUUUUGUUUACCUCAGCUGGCUAGCUCGCUGCUACAUUAUGAAUAAGAAACCACGACUAGCCUGGGAGCUGUACCUGAAGAUGGAAACCUCUGGAGAGUCUUUUAGCCUUUUGCAACUAAUUGCAAAUGACUGCUACAAAAUGGGCCAGUUUUACUAUUCUGCAAAAGCCUUUGAUGUUUUGGAAAGACUGGAUCCUAACCCUGAAUACUGGGAAGGCAAAAGGGGUGCUUGUGUGGGCAUCUUUCAGAUGAUUGUAGCUGGCAGAGAACCUAAAGAUACCCUAAGGGAGGUGCUACAUCUUUUGAGAAGUACUGGUAACCCACAGGUAGAGUACAUUGUCCGUAUAAUGAAGAAAUGGGCCAAGGAAAACAGAGUCCCCCUGUAAAACAGCAUCACCAGAAGAAUAGAAGCAGCUGCCAUCUGUGAUGUGCCUGAAUGGAAUAUUGUGGCAUUUUCUAGCCUAAUGCCAGCAUUAUGUAGACUAUAACAAUAUAAAAUAUUCAGAAUAGAUCUCUAUUUUUAUAUUAAUAAUUGCUUUUUAACAAGCUGUCUGAGUUUGUGGGGAGAAUCUUGUUGACUUAAGUUAUGCAACAUCUUCCAGGUUCCAUUUUAUUUUGUACUACACUUUCUAGCUUUCAGCUCUUCACACUAGUGUUAGUCUUUGGAUUGUUCCAGUUCUGUGCAUUCAACAAUCCUUGUACUCAGAUAGUUCAAGAACUGGCCUAUGCUGUGCACAGAUGGAUCCUUGCCUUGUUGUAUCCAUUUCCAAAGCAGAAUACAAAAUUAACUCAGUUACAUUCAGCAUUUUAUAGGAAGACUCUUGGGCCUUGUUUGUACAGUAACAUUAAGCCGAACCAUGGCUUAGCUCUGGGUAACUCAGCAGCAGGACCAGAGGAGCAAUCAAACAGUUGUCAUAGCUUGGCUUAGCAUUGCAUGUGAACCAGGCCUAAGUCAUUACAAGUAAUAUAUUUCUAAAUCAUCACAAAACACUGGCAUACAACUGGAUAACUGUGAUCUCAGAUGUGCUUUUAAUAACUAUGGACUAAUGCAUAGUAGAAGUCACCUUAUUCAGAGAAUCACAUCUAGCUGCAGAACACACUGUUCACUGCUUCAUCUGGUUCCACAAUGAGGUUUUGUUCUCUGAUUAAAGUAAGAUUGCUGGCUCAUGUUAUCUAGAAUUAACACGCUAGGCUGAGAGAUACCUACCUUGCCCUGAAAAUGUUUGUGAGUAGUUUGAGCGAUUAGGGGAGUUGCUUUCAGAUUUAACUCCUAAAAGCAAGACUGUGAAGAGACAAAAAAGAACAUACAUUGAAAAACAUGCAAUAGAACGUGGAGUACAUACAGUUUUUUAUAUAGAUAAUUUUUAUGCUUUUGACUUUAAAAAAAAUGUUUGUAAUCUGCCUGAAAUUUUAAUUCUGAGGUAAACCCAAAGAAAUAAAGUAAUUUAUGAAAUCAUUACUCACUUUUCUGGUACCCUUAUAAAAACAGAGUUCAU